This is a messenger RNA of Diceros bicornis minor, 1152 nucleotides long. It is a transcript of the gene NDUFAF1, whose product is annotated as NADH:ubiquinone oxidoreductase complex assembly factor 1. Bases 75 to 1061 code for a protein of 328 amino acids. The record is from RefSeq and is a predicted model, not a curated record. Gene Ontology annotation, biological process: mitochondrial respiratory chain complex I assembly; mitochondrial electron transport, NADH to ubiquinone. The transcript has 4 exons. Gene Ontology annotation, cellular component: mitochondrion. Lineage: Eukaryota; Metazoa; Chordata; Mammalia; Perissodactyla; Rhinocerotidae.
AUAGGUGGAACUGGGCUAUUUGCUUCUUUCCGUGGUAGCCCAGUGAGAAAUUUACAUUUUGACUUGCUCUCACCAUGGCUUUGGUUCACAAAUUGCUGAAUGGCGCUUAUAUUCUCAGAAAAUGCCUGAAGCUGAGUGUUGCAUCAUAUCCACUUUGGGGUAGUCGCUUUGCAGACUAUUGUUCCAGUAGUCUUCAGAAACCAGUGGCUGUUUCUGGCAAAGCUUCCUCUCAGAGGAAGACUGAAGGGGAUUUGCAAGGACAUCACCAGAGAGAUGUUGCUUUGGAUAUAACUUCUCCUGAGGAGAAGCCUGAAGUUAGUUUUGAUAAAGCAAUUAAAGAUGAGAUAAAGGACCAUUUUUCACGUUUGAAGGAUGAUAUUGUGAAUCAUUGGAUAGGGCCUGAAGGCCGCCCUCUGCAUGAGGUCUUCCUGGAACAAGCCAAGGUUGUCUGGAAGUUCCGUGGAAAAGAAGAUUUGGAUAAGUGGAUAGUGACUUCUGAUAAGACAAUUGGAGGCAGAAGUGAAGUGUUCCUGAAAAUGGGCAAGAAUAACCAAAGUGCACUACUGUAUGGGACUCUGAGCUCUGAGGCGCCUCAGGAUGGGGAGAGUGGCCGCAGUGGGUACUGUGCAAUGAUAUCCAGGAUUCCAAGGGGCCCUUUUGAGAGAAAGAGGUCUUAUGAUUGGUCCCAGUUUAACACGCUGUAUCUCCGUGUCCGUGGUGAUGGUCGGCCGUGGAUGGUGAAUAUCAGGGAGGACACGGAUAUAAUCCAGAGGAAGAAUCAGAUGUACAGUUACUUCAUGUUCACCCGUGGGGGGCCCUACUGGCAGGAGGUCAAGAUUCCUUUCUCCAAAUUUUUCUUCUCUAAUCAAGGAAGAAUCCGGGAUGCCCAGUACCAGCUUCUGCUUGACAAGAUCUCUUCUAUUGGAUUCACCCUGGCUGAUAAAGUGGAUGGUCCAUUCUUCCUGGAAAUAGAUUUUAUUGGAGUGUUUACUGAUCCAGCCCACAAAGAAGAAUUUGCCUAUGAAAAUUCUCCAGAGCUUAACCCAAGACUUUUUAAAUAGAGAUCUUGUGGUAGUUUUGUAUUACUAAACUAAACGUCAUAGGAUCCAUGAUGACAGACAAAAUAAAAGUAUUUCUUUUGAUGGCAUCCAA